Molecule: messenger RNA, 834 nt
Organism: Microthlaspi erraticum
Lineage: Eukaryota; Viridiplantae; Streptophyta; Magnoliopsida; Brassicales; Brassicaceae
Source: the annotation of a GenBank genome assembly
AUGUCGUUCGAGGAGGAAGAAGAGGAAGAGACAUUCGAGCACACACUUCUCGUGGUGCGUGAGGUCAACGUCUACAAGAUCCCGCCGCGAACCACAUCCGGGGGAUACAAGUGCGGUGAAUGGCUUCAGUCCGAUAAGAUCUGGUCUGGGCGACUCCGCGUUGUAUCCUGCAAGGAUCGAUGCGAGAUCCGGCUCGAGGAUUCGAACUCCGGCGAUCUGUUUGCAGCUUGUUUCGUGGAUCCCGGCCGGAGAGAGAACUCCGUCGAGCCGUCUCUCGAUUCGUCUAGGUACUUCGUUCUGAGGAUCGACGACGGGCGUGGGAAGUAUGCGUUUAUCGGGCUAGGAUUCGCUGAGAGGAACGAGGCGUUUGAUUUCAAUGUCGCCUUGUCGGAUCACGACAAGUACGUGAGGAGGGAGAAAGAGAAGGAGACUGGGGAAACGAGUGAGAGCGACAAUCAUAUCGAUAUCCAUCCCGCCGUCAAUCACAGAUUGAAGGAAGGUGAAACCAUAAGAAUCAACGUGAAGCCGAAACCAGCAACAAAUGGCACCGGGAUGCUCUCGGCUGCUCUUUCAGGAAAUGGGAAGCCUAAACCUUUAGCACUUGCUCCACCACCAAGUGCUGCUGUAAAAACCAGGUCUCCUUUACCGCCUCCUCCAAAUGAUCCCGCCACUUCAAGGAUUGCAUCUGAUGGUUACAAGGAAUCAACCGAUGACACAAGACGCAGGAACGAUCCUCUAUCUGAUUUAACUCAGCUCAAGAAGAAUCUCCCUUCAACAACGGGAUCAGGAUCGGCCAAGUCAACAGGAGCUGCGUCAGGUUGGGCAGCUUUCUGA